Molecule: messenger RNA, 744 nt
Organism: Macrosiphum euphorbiae (potato aphid)
Lineage: Eukaryota; Metazoa; Arthropoda; Insecta; Hemiptera; Aphididae
Source: the annotation of a GenBank genome assembly
AUGGUGAAUUUGUGCAUUGUGAAAGAAUGCAAUAAUUCUAGUGCGUUGACUAAGAAGAAGUGCAUAAUGUUUAAGUCACCUAAAGAUGAAUUACGUCGUAAGAAUUGGCUAAUAAAUUGCGGUCGUCAAGAUUUAUUAGAAAAAUCAACAGUACGUCGUUUUGUGUGUUCAGACCAUUUCGAGGACAAAAUGUACUCAAACCCUGAUAGAACAGUUUUAUUGCCUACUGCGGUUCCUACUGAUUUCUCAUUGAUCUUUAAAGAACAUGUGUGCAGUAAUUGUGUGGAUACUAGUAUAUCAGAUCCAUUAUUGUUUAAUAAUUCAGUUGCCACGAGAACUCCAACAAAACAAAAUGAGUCAAUUUCUAUUUCUUGUUCACUAUCUCCAAGUUCAUCAUAUUCUGCUGAUUGUUCGAUCUCCUCAUCUACUCAAACUACUCAAAUUCUCUCAUUACAUACCCCAAGAAAGAAAAAGUACAUAUCUGAACUUCAAGAAAUUAAAGAUAAAUACAAACAGUUAGAACAGAAAAUGAAUGCGUUGAGUGAAGAAGUAGCUAUGAAGAAUAGUGCAAAUGCAAUAGAUGUGACUUCAGUUGAAUUGUUUAACAGAGUAGUUGAAGCACAUUUACCUCCUAACCUGUGCAUGGUUUUAAAACAGUAUGUUGAAAUGGGUAAGAGAAAACCUCAGGGCUACCGUUAUUCAAGUCAAAUUAAGCGGUUGGCACUAGAAAGCAUAGAAAGUUAG